AUGCCGAAAACAUUCGAGAAGACCCGAAAGGAAAUUGCGAAGAAGAAGAAGGGGAAUCUCAGCACCCUUCACGAGAAGAGCCGUGAUGCUCGCAAGCUGCACAAGGCCCAGGUGCGCGAUGAGCGUCUAGAAAAGCUGGCCGAGGCUAGGAAGAAGAGGGAUCAACCCUUGCUUCGCCGUGCCUCAUUUUUCCAGCAAGCAGUCCGCGACGCCGGGCUCAAGCCCAUGGAGGCCGAAGCUAUUCAUGCUAAGGUGAAGGAGUAUGUGCAUCAGUUUGAUGAGGAGUAUAACGAGCUCAAGAAGGCGCGUCGUCCUGGGCGGCCACCAACCACCAAGGAGGAUCUCCUUCGGAUGAAGAUGGAGAAGCUUCAGAAAGAAUAUCAGGAUGGCUUCUAUAUGCCAGAUCUAAGUCAUGCGGAGACCGUCAGCCUACUGGACAAGUGGGGAGGCGACUGGUCCUAUCUGACGAACCUCACUUGGGUCCGGCUCUCCGCCUCAGGGGCCGUCAAGCCCGCCAAAUUCCCUCCUCAGACCCUCUGA
Thermochaetoides thermophila DSM 1495 is the source of this 540-nucleotide messenger RNA. RefSeq lists its product as uncharacterized. Gene Ontology annotation, cellular component: nucleus. Lineage: Eukaryota; Fungi; Ascomycota; Sordariomycetes; Sordariales; Chaetomiaceae. The record is from RefSeq and is a predicted model, not a curated record. The transcript is spliced from 4 exons. Bases 1 to 540 code for a protein of 179 amino acids.